Molecule: messenger RNA, 1005 nt
Organism: Pyrus x bretschneideri (Chinese white pear)
Lineage: Eukaryota; Viridiplantae; Streptophyta; Magnoliopsida; Rosales; Rosaceae
Exons: 2
Coding region: 25-714 (229 amino acids)
Source: RefSeq, a predicted model, not a curated record
CACACUCAAAAAACUCUUACAGCAAUGGGGCUGGGAUCUGAUGAGGCAGAGCCACCACAGCUGCCCUUAUUUUCUGCCCCACCAUUUCACUCCCACGAGCCAUCAGGGACCCUAACCCCACCCCACCACACCUCAGUCUCUGUCCCAUUCCGCUGGGAAGAACAGCCCGGGAAGCCAAGGUUCUGCACUGCCCUGGCCACCCUUCAAAACCCCACUGACUUUUCCCAAAAGUGCUUAGAGCUCCCUCCGAGGCUGCUUUUGGAAGCCAAACAGCUUUCUCCCACCACAGUGUUGGAGGGUCCUUAUGUCGGCAGGCCAAAGUUUCAGUCUUCCUCAUUCAGGAUGGAGUGUUAUGGCGGUUUUAGCCCCGAGCGAGGAGGGGGGCUUGGUGCUCUGGUUCUGAGCAGGAAAGGGAAGGAGAGAGGGUGGUUUGACUCAUGGGGGAGGAGGGUGUUGAAGGGAAAAAGAGACGUUGGUGGGGCUAGUUAUGUCUUUCCAUCUUCUGUGGACGGAGAGAUUGACGGUGGUGGCAGUGUGGGAGGAGAGAGUGGGAGGAUGAAGGUGAAGAAGAAGGUGCCAAGGAUUACAAGGGUUGGGAGCUUUUCUAGUCUCUCUCAUGCCAAACCUCACUUCUGGGCGACAGUCAAACAGAGCUUGAAGCAGGCAGUUCCAUGGAAGAAUAGAAAAUUCAAGAAAGAUGGGUUUGUUAUAUGAUUUAGGCUUGUCUCUGUGUACUUGUGGAGUGCAUCCAAAUCAGUUAAACUGUCAACUUCUCUAGUCCUGUAAUAUUAUAUGUCAAUGGAAAAUGACCUUUUCUUCUCCAUACGCAAGCUAAAGACUUCAGAAACACCGCCGCUGGCGGUGCUGAAAACCGGGAUGGUCCCGAAUUGUGGGGGACUUUGUUAUGGGUUAGGGCUUAGGGUCAGUCCCCAUAGGGACAUGUAAAAUGUAAAAUGAAUUUGUAAUGUGUUUGCGUAAAAUUUAGCCCUAAUUUGAUGUGCUUUA